UCACAUGAUGCGGAUACACUGACAGCAAACAGGAAGCCAUAUGCCUUGGCGAGUGAAAGUGUUCGCGUGUUUUGAAAGAUACGGAUAUUUGAACGGAGUGAUACCGCAGGAAAUUGGUGGGAAAUGGCGACGGACGAACUUGCUAAGAAACUCGAACGAAGAGUGAAUAUCAACGAAGCAGGGGAGGAGGGUACUGCGCCUGUUUUACCGUCAACACAAGUGUGGAACCCUUAUACGGAAUUCAAAGAGUUUACAAGGAAAGAGAUUCAAGGUUUUCAGAAAACUUUCAAUAAGUAUGAUACAGGCAAAGACAAGUACAUUGACUUUGAGGAGUUGAAAGUAAUGAUGGAAAAACUGGGAGAAGCUCAGACACACUUAGGACUGAAGGCCAUGAUCGGGGAAGUGGAUGAGGAUAAUGAUGGAAAAAUCAGCUUCAGAGAGUUCCUGCUAAUAUUCCGGAAGGCGAGAGCAGGGGAGCUCGAGGAGGGAAGUGGUUUAUUUAACCUCUACCAGAACCUCGAUGAAGUGGAUGUUGACAAGGAAGGUGUAAAGGGUGCUAAAAACUUUUUUGAGGCUAAGAUUGAAAGACAGACACAGGAUAAAAAGUUUGAGGAAGAGAUAAAGAAUGAACAAGAGGAAAAGAAACGACAGCAAGAAGAAGCAAUGGAAAGGAAAAAGGCAUUCAAAGAAAAGGCAACUUUCUUCAAACAGGCAGCCGCUAACAACUGACCAAACCAUCGGAUGUUUACAGGCUACAAGUCACUCAUCCUGAUCUGACCUUCAGGUGACCUUGGAUUGGAUGACUUAACCUCCAGUUAUAAUUAGUUAGAGGACUAUUAAGUUAGAACUUGACAAUUGUUUUUGAUUAACUACUCUCCGCAUGGUUUCUGAGUCACUGAAGUAGGCCAGAUCUUGGGGUCACCGAGAUGUACCAUAUCGAAGGGUGAGGUCUCUGAGUCACUGGCUGUUUGUGAUUGUGUCACUAGCAUUACUAGGUGUACAGUGUAAUCAGAUCUCAGAUUGCUAGAUAUGCCAUGUGAUUGGAUCUCUGGUGCUAGGUAUACUGAAAGAUCAGAUCUGAGGUUGCUAGGCAUACCAUGUGAUCUGAUCUCGGGUUGCUAGGCAUACCAUGUGAUCAGAUCUUGGGUCACCAUCCGAUCUCAGGUUGCUAGGCAUACCAUGUGAUCAGAUCUUGGGUCACCAUCCAAUCUCAGGUUGCUAGGCAUACCAUGUGAUCAGAUCUUGGGUCACCAUCCGAUCUCAGGUUGCUAGGCAUGCCAUGUGAUCUGAUUUCAGGUUGCUAGGCAUACCAUGUGAUCUGAUCUCAGGUUGCUAGGCAUACCAUGUGAUCAGAUCUUGGGUCACCAAGUGUACCAUGUGGUCCGAUCUUUGGUCACCUAUUGUGGUCGGUGAGAUCUUGACUAGUUGGACUUGUAGCCUUUAUAACAUUACAUGUUUAUUAUUUGUAUAAAGAUAUCCUACCUUGAUCCAAACCAGCUGGUAUCGCUCAGAUUUUACUGAUGUAUCAAUAUUUUACAAAUUAAUUAGUAAAUCAAAUAUAGUUUCAGUAGAGAAAGUGUCUAUGUGUUGUAGUUGUAAGUUUACUCUGCUGUGUGUGUUGAGUCAGCUCUAAUGAACUUUCUGAACUUUGAUCUGACUGUGGGGCUUAACACAAUGAGUCGUAGCAAAAGGUGUAGAGUGACCAAAGUGAAAGUUGUAUGUUUGAAUGAGCUGCUAUUUGAUAGUUUUAUUUUGUCAAUAUAGAAGAUUUCAUGCUUGGUAUCUGUUAAAAAUGAUUAUUUACUUGCAGUUAUACAUGUGUGACAGAUAUUCGCUUCAUGGCUGUUCUGAAUGAAAUAUGAUGGAUUCAGAGUAUAGUUCAGAAACUUUAAAGAGCAGGUACUUCCAAACAUGGAAUACCUGUUAUGUAUUAUGUACCCUGAAAAGUGUUGCAAAUUUGAAAGUAAUAGCUUUGUAACCUUAAAAACUGGUAGCUAUUAGAUACAAGUUAUUUUGAAAUGUACCUUUGAAACCGACCUUCUGAAACCAAUGACCUUGACCUUUACAGUAAUGACAUUUAACUUUUAAACCCAGAGUCUAUCAGAUUAUUUCUCAUCUUCUUGUGGUACCACAGUGGUCCUCACUUUUGCAUUGUCUCGAUUGUCCUCUAUUUCACAAUGCCUCGAAAUCCUCUCUGUCCCGAUGCCUCAAUGGUCCUCUCUUUCUGAUUCCUUGAUGGUCCUCUCUUUCAUGAUGUCUCCUUUGUCCUCUCUUUUACAAUGCCUCAAUGGUCUUCUCUUUCACAAUUCCUCGAUGGUCCUCUCUUUCAGAUGCCCAGAUGGUCCUCUCUUUCUGAUACCUCGAUGGUCCUCUCUUUCAGAUGCCCAGAUGGUCCUCUCUUUCUGAUACCUCGAUUGUCCUCUCUUUCACAAUGCCUCGAUGGUCCUCUUUGUCACGAUGCCUCAAUGGUCCUCUUUUUCUGAUGCCCAGAUGGUCCUCUCUUUCUGGUGCCUGGAUGGUCCUCUCUUUCUGGUGCCUCGAUGGUCCUCUCUUUCUGAUACCUCGAUCGACCUCUCUUUCUGGUGCCUCGAUGGUCCUCUCUUUCUGAUGCCCAGAUGGUCCUCUCUUUCUGAUACCUCGAUGGUCCUCUCUUUCUGGUGCCUCGAUGGUCCUCUCUUUCUGAUGCCCAGAUGGUCCUCUCUUUCUGAUGCCCAGAUGGUCCUCUCUUUCUGAUGCCCAGAUGGUCCUCUCUUUCUGGUGCCUCGAUGGUCCUCUCUUUUCUGAUGCCCAGAUGUUCCUCUCUUUCUGAUGCCCAGAUGGUCCUCUCUUUCUGAUGCCUCGAUGGUCCUCUCUUUCUGGUGCCUCGAUGGCCCUCUCUUUCUGAUGCCUCGAUGGUCCUCUCUUUCAUGAUGUCUCGAUGGUCCUCUCUUUCUGAUACCUCGAUGGUCCUCUCUUUCUGGUGCAUCGAUGGUCCUCUCUUUCUGAUGCCCAGAUGGUCCUCUCUUUCUGAUACCUCAAAGGUCCUCUCUUUCUGGUGCCUCGAUGGUCCUCUCUUUCUGAUGCCCAGAUGGUCCUCUCUUUCUGGUGCCUCAAUGGUCCUCUCUCUCUGAUGCCGCGAUGGUCCUCUCUUUCUGGUGCCUCGAUGGUCCUCUCUUUCUGAUACCUCGAUCGACCUCUCUUUCUGGUGCCUCGAUGGUCCUCUCUUUCUGAUGCCCAGAUGGUCCUCUCUUUCUGAUACCUCGAUGGUCCUCUCUUUCUGGUGCCUCGAUGGUCCUCUCUUUCUGAUGCCCAGAUGUUCCUCUCUUUCUGAUGCCCAGAUGGUCCUCUCUUUCUGGUGCCUCGAUGGUCCUCUCUUUUCUGAUGCCCAGAUGUUCCUCUCUUUCUGAUGCCCAGAUGGUCCUCUCUUUCUGAUGCCUCGAUGGUCCUCUCUUUCUGGUGCCUCGAUGGCCCUCUCUUUCUGAUGCCUCGAUGGUCCUCUCUUUCAUGAUGUCUCGAUGGUCCUCUCUUUCUGAUACCUCGAUGGUCCUCUCUUUCUGGUGCAUCGAUGGUCCUCUCUUUCUGAUGCCCAGAUGGUCCUCUCUUUCUGAUACCUCAAAGGUCCUCUCUUUCUGGUGCCUCGAUGGUCCUCUCUUUCUGAUGCCCAGAUGGUCCUCUCUUUCUGGUGCCUCAAUGGUCCUCUCUCUCUGAUGCCCAGAUGUUCCUCUCUUUCUGAUGCCCAGAUGGUCCUCUCUUUCUGGUGCCUCGAUGGUCCUCUCUUUCUGAUACCGCGAUGGUCCUCUCUUUCUGAUGCCCAGAUGGUCCUCUCUUUCUGAUGCCCAGAUGUUCCUCUCUUUCUGAUGCCCAGAUGGUCCUCUCUUUCUGAUACCUCGAUGGUCCUCUCUUUCUGAUACCUCGAUGGUCCUCUCUUUCUGGUGCCUUGAUGGUCCUCUCUUUCUGAUACCUCGAUGGUCCUCUCUUUCUGAUACCUCGAUGGUCCUCUCUUUCUGAUACCUCGAUGGUCCUCUCUUUCUGAUGCCCAGAUGGUCCUCUCUUUCUGAUGCCUCGAUGGUCCCGCCAUUGUCCCUUGACAUGAGCAAUCCUCUAUACAUGUACAUGUACUCUGCCUGCCUCCAGAAUUAUCACAGCCCUUAGGCACUUCAUAAGAUUAAACCAAUUGUUUGUAAUAUGAUUUGUGAAACAAUGACUUGGGCUUCCAGUGUUACAGAUUGUCUACAGUAUGGUAGAUUUAAUGACAUUCAAACAUUCCUUUUUUGUAUAGAAUCUCUAAAAAGAUUAUAUUGAGUAGAUUUUUUUUUUAAAUCAACAAAAUCAUUUUCAUCAUUUAUCCAAUCAGGAUCGGAAUAAUCUCAAUUCCUCAUUGAUUGGUUAACACAUGAAUCUAGUGCCAUCUUUCUGUGCCAUCUUUCCAUUGUUCUCCAGCACAAUAACCCUGUUUUCAACAACUGCAACUACUUAUACCUUGUGAAAAAUAUAAUCAGUACUAUGUGCUUUAUCAGCUUAGUGAUGCUUAAGUACUCAAUUUCAUUAUGUAAAUGAUAUAUCUUUUCAUUUUUUUAAUGCUAGGUCGUUUUUUCCUAAUUUCUUUGUAAUUUGUGUAAUUUUCUAUGAUUUGAGCUUUCCAUACAUUCUGUUGUCUCCCCUUAACCUUUUAUUGGUCUUUUUCCUGCAGAAAUGUUUACCUGGUAGUUAAUUUCUGGUUUUUUUUUCCCCUUUUUUUUCCCAGUUUAUCAAUAUAACCGUACUGUAUUCUUACUUACUAGUCAAUUUGUUUUGUUUAUUAUCUUUACCAGCCUCUUUAUGAAUCAGUUUAUGAAAUAUGCUCUUUUGUCACUUACCGAAGUGGGACAGUUGUCUUUUCCUGUCUCUGUACAAAAUGUGUUGAUUCUUUUAUUCUUACAGAUAAUAUACAUUGUCUUUGAUCUGAUCGUGCAAUUUUCUCGAGGUCAUACUCAAAUGUUGAAAAAAUAUCAUCAUGAUGUUAUUUUAAUAUUGUUAUGCUUUUAAUAUUAUAGAACUUGAGUAAUAUUGACAAAAUCUUUUAAUCUAAAGAUAAAACAAGUUAUUUCAAUAGAAUAUAUAUCCAUGGGAGGACUCCAAAAAUAAAGUCUUUGCAUGAUUGCUGUUGAGAAAGACAUGGCUUAAAAUAGGGUUUAAAAGAGGGUACCGUUUCCAUAAAAUCAAUUCUUUGAUGUUUCUUGAUUGACAACCUGAAGUCCUCCUGUUGGAUGGAUAUUUUACUGGAAAUACCUUAAGGUAAAAUUUUGUUAAAAGUUCCUUUAAAUUUGAAUUUUUGUUGCAUCAUUAAUCUGGCGUAAAUUUUUAAAAAACAUUGUUUUAGUUUAAUCAUGGACUACUCCGUGGUUUAAUAUUGACAUAAUUUCAUUGUUCAAUUUUUACCUUACACUUGAUUAAAGAUUAAAAGGGUAACUU
Pecten maximus is the source of this 5430-nucleotide messenger RNA. RefSeq names its product EF-hand domain-containing protein D2-like. Gene Ontology annotation, molecular function: calcium ion binding. The transcript is spliced from 4 exons. The coding region runs from base 124 to 729 and encodes 201 amino acids. The record is from RefSeq and is a predicted model, not a curated record. NCBI's taxonomy places the organism in Eukaryota, Metazoa, Mollusca, Bivalvia, Pectinida, Pectinidae.